ACAUUUAAACGUCAGAUUUCUUGUCAAAAUUGUUCAAUAGCAACAAAUUAUGAUACAAUGUGCAAAAAUACUGAGAUAAAAUUUAUGUAACUUUUGUAAUAACAACUAUAAAAAUAUAUAACGUUAUCAGUUACAAGUGAUAAGAAAUACUAAGUGUGUAUAAUACAAAACAAGUGUGACAAAUGUAGAAACAGUGCACGUACAGCAUAAAUAUUAUGGGUAUUAUCUUAAAUAGUUUCGUAAUUCUUCAUUAGCUAUGUGGGUUAAACCUCAAGAAGUUUUAAUCGCCAAUGCCUUGUGGGAAACUGAACAAAGCACAGAAUACUUCCUUCUACAACACAGGAAAGGUCAUGGAAAUUCAAAAGGUAUUUCUUCCCUUCUUGUUGGAACUAUGGAUUCUAUUUUCGAUACCAAACCUCCUCCUUUUCGUAUAUUACAUCAAACUCCACAUUCAGAGGUUUACUACUUAAUAGCAUGUUCUUUAUAUAAACAAGACAUUGUAAAUGAUUGGGAUUGGUUGAAUGAAAAUAUAAUGGGUACAUUAAAAUCAUUUGACAAAGAAGAUGAUGUCACAGAUUUUGUUACAUGUAAAAUUGAAUCUAUUAUAGCAGCUAAACAAGAUCAAGUUGAAAUUGAAGAUGAAGAUACAAAAGACUUUAAAACUACAAGUGAAAAGUUUCACAGGUUAUUUCACUUUCCUCUUGAAGAAAAACUUGUCAAUUACUAUUCUUGUAGUUACUGGAAAAAGUUUCCCCGCCAAGGAUGGAUGUACUUAUCAUUGAAUUAUUUAUGUUUUCAUUCCUACAUUCUUGGAAAUGAUACAAAGUUGUGCAUCAGGUGGUCAGAAAUUAAAAAUUUGGAAAAAUCAAACAGUCUCAUCUUCCCUGAUUCAAUUAAAAUAACUACUAGGGAAGGGGAGUAUUACUUUAAUAUGUUUCUGAAAAAAAGUGAAACAUUCGCCCUCAUGGAUCAGUUAAUAGAUUUAGCAAUGAAAAGAUUAAUAGAUGAAAGUAAAAAGUUUAACGAAGAUAAAGAUCUUUUAUACAAAUUAAGUAAAAAUGUACCUAAAAAGGCAUCAUUUCUGAAACGAGACCUAGAUGCAAGAGCUCACUCUGAAGCCUACAGAUUAAUGUUUCGUUUACCAGCCUCUGAAAAAUUAGAUGGUUCUAUCGAUUGCACACUUUUAACACCUUAUAACAAAAGACACGUUAUUGGUCGGUUAUUUCUUUCUCAGAAUUUUAUUUGCUUUGAAAGCAGGGUAAAAUCACUGGUUAGUUUAGUAAUUCCCUUAAGAGAUGUUAAAUUAGUUGAGAAAACUCAAAAUAAUUCUUCCACUAUGUCACUGGAUAAGGCAAUAAUAGUUUCUACUAAAAAUGAAGUUAAUAAUUCUAAUUUUUUAUUCGCUCAAAUAUCUGAUAGAGACUUUUUGGUUGAAAAAUUAUCCGAAUUGCUUGCAAGAACUCCUCAUACUUCCCAUCCUCCAGGUCUAUUGCGAACCCCAAGUUCUACUACAAAGCACGCAGGAGAUGCUCCGUUAACUGAAGAGGAAAAUAUAUAUAAAUGGAAGGUCCAGCCCCCACUUAUGGUGUUAUUUCCUCUUAGUUCCAUUCCUGAAGUCUUAAAAAAACAGCAGGCCAAAGAGAAAGAAUGGGAAUUACAUUUUAACGAAUAUGGACGGGGAAUAUCCAUGUACAGAACAACCGAAGUAGCACAACUUGUUCUUUAUGGUAUCCCAGAUACCCUUAGGAUGGAAAUAUGGAUGUCAUUUUCAGGCGCAAUAAACGAAAAAGCAACUCACCCUGGCUACUACCAUUCCCUGGUCGAUCAAGCGCUUCAGCAACGCUCCACUGCAAACGACGAAAUCGAAAGGGAUCUCCACCGAUCACUUCCGGAGCACCCUGCUUUCCAAAACCCCAUUGGAAUCGACGCUUUACGUCGUAUCUUGUGUGCAUACGCCUUACGGAACCCAAACAUAGGCUACUGCCAAGCAAUGAACAUUGUAGCAUCCGUCCUUUUGAUAUACUGUUCAGAAGAAGAAGCUUUCUGGCUUCUAGCCGCCCUCUGCGAGAAUCUCUUACCCGAUUACUACAACACUAGAGUGGUGGGAGCUGUUGUUGAUCAGGGUGUACUAGAUAAUUUGACUAGAGAAUACUUGCCCUCCUUGCACACAAAAUUGGACAGUUUAGGAAUGAUUCACAUUAUUUCGCUGUCCUGGUUUUUGACUAUCUUCCUCAGCGUUAUGCCAUAUGAGAGCGCCGUUAAUGUUAUUGACUGUUUCUUCUACGAUGGGGCCAAAGUCAUUUUUCAGGUGGCUCUAAUGGUUCUUAAACUAAACCAAGAGAAAUUAAUCGAGUGUAGGGAUGAAGGGGAAGCCUGUCAAGUUCUGGCCAAUUUCUUAAUGGGUAUUUAUAAUGAUGAGGGGAGAGGAGCUGUCAGAAAUAAGGAAUAUGAUAAACAGAAGAAAACAAUUUCUGUAAAGAACCUAAUAUAUGAGGCAUAUACCGAGUAUGGAUUUUUAACAACUGGACACAUAGAGCGUCUUAGAUUGAAGCACAGACUUCGAGUCGUGCAAGAGCUCGAAGACAAUAGCGAACGAAAUGUAAUUCGAAGUGUUAGUGGCGACGAAUUUUUCACAAAAGAAGAAUUACAAGAACUGUUAAGUAUCAUAAGGGAAGAGCUUUUAAGUCAACAACGUCACCUGUUUUACAAGAACGAAUCUUCGAGUCAACAGCCUUAUGAAGCUUACAAAGUUGACUUUGAAUAUUUUAAAAUACUUUUUGCGGCACUGUCACCGUGGGGUAAGGGGGAUCAAGCCGAGCAGCUUGCCGCCAGACUAUUUAGGUUGUUGGACGCAAAACAAGAAGGUUUCUUGAACUUCCGCGAACUGGUGACUGCUUUGGGUUUGACCUGUAGUGUGGAUCCCACUCUAAGACUAACACUUCUGUUUAUCCUUCAUCUUCCCCCCUUGCUUACCCUCUUCGACAUCCAGACGUCUCCCCACUUCGAAAUAGACGCUGACAUUGCUUCCGACGCCGCUGAAUUUUUUAAUAAUAUCGAACAAAGUGUUGCCCUCGAUAGUCUUACCCUGUUACCUGAAUCAUCUUCACCAACUGCUGGAGGAUCUGUAUUCAAUUCUCAAUUAUCUGUUGAUAACUACUCAAAUCAGAAAAGUAGCACCAGCUCCAAAGAUACUUCAUCAUCUUCGUUUGAGGCAAGAAUUCUUUCAAACCUUCGAAAUAUCAUCCUUUCAAAAGAGAGUAGAUGCAAUCUGAAAUCUCUACCAAAAAUGACACAACCCUACUUUAUAGCCCUGUGGAAAACGCUAUAUGAUUUAUUCCAAACACAACCCUUUGAUCAGGAAGCUAACGACUCUAUAACACAUUCCUGUGCCCUGCUUUUUAAACUGGGAGAUGUUGGAAGACAAUUUUUUGUUAAAAGAGAAGACAGUUGUGAUAGUUUAGGAUUUGAAUCAUCAGAAACUUCUCCAGACAAAAAUGGCAAUCCAUGUAUUGUGGGGGACAUCGAAUGGUAUAUAACAGUGGAACAAUUUCUUGCUUCUACAUUGAACACACCUCCCUUUGUGGAUUUCUUUUCUAAGAAAGUGACCCUGACUGAAAACAUCGAAAGCUUAAAAGGUAAACGAUUUCAUAGAUUCAAUAGUCUUUCGGUUCCUGCAGCAAUUAAAGUAUGAUAAAUAUUAGACGUAAAAGAAAUGGUCUCGAAGACUACAAA
Molecule: messenger RNA, 3732 nt
Organism: Agrilus planipennis (emerald ash borer)
Lineage: Eukaryota; Metazoa; Arthropoda; Insecta; Coleoptera; Buprestidae
Product: TBC1 domain family member 9
Exons: 17
Coding region: 257-3691 (1144 amino acids)
Molecular function (GO): calcium ion binding
Source: RefSeq, a predicted model, not a curated record